This is a messenger RNA of Cygnus atratus (black swan), 1474 nucleotides long. It is a transcript of the gene SLC35F4, whose product is annotated as solute carrier family 35 member F4. NCBI's taxonomy places the organism in Eukaryota, Metazoa, Chordata, Aves, Anseriformes, Anatidae. The record is from RefSeq and is a predicted model, not a curated record. The transcript is spliced from 8 exons. The coding region runs from base 1 to 1461 and encodes 486 amino acids. Gene Ontology annotation, cellular component: membrane.
AUGGAUGGGAAGGCAGCACCCAACGGCGUGGCCACCAUCGAGGACAGGAUCUUACGGAUCACGGGCUACUAUGGAUAUUACCCGGGCUACUCCAGCCAGAAAAGUGCCUCACGAUCAUCUGUCAUCCAAUGCAAGCCAGGAGGCAACUGCCCCAGCAGACACAGAGGCAUGACUAGGCAGCUCUCCCCUCUAUCUGUUGCUGAAGAUUCUGCUGCUCCCAUUCUUGAGCUGCAGAAUCGAAGUCCCUCGGGAAUCUGUCGGCACAGCAGAGUCGAGAGGCAGAGCAGAUCAGGAGAAGAAGGAACACAAACGCACACAGAGAGCAGCAGCCAGGAAGCUGAGGGACAGACACGAUGCCAAUCUUGCACAUCCACGUUUCUUAAGCUUAUCUGGAGAUUUCUGAUCAUUUUGUCCGUCUCUUCCUCCUGGGUCGGGACCACGCAGUUUGUCAAAAUCACGUAUGAGACCUUUGACUGUCCUUUUUUCAUGACUUGGUUCUCAACAAACUGGAACAUUAUGGUGUUUCCCAUUUAUUAUUCUGGGCACCUUGCAACUGCACAGGAGAAGCAGUCUCCAAUCAAAAAAAUCAGGGAAUGCAGUCGGAUUUUUGGUGAAGACGGUUUGACGCUGAAACUCUUUCUUAAAAGGACUGCUCCCUUUUCUAUUCUGUGGACUUUGACUAACUACUUGUAUUUACUGGCUUUAAAGAAGCUGACAGCCACAGACGUCUCAGCCCUGUUCUGUUGUAACAAAGCUUUUGUCUUCUUGCUUUCUUGGAUCGUGCUGAAAGACAGGUUCAUGGGAGCAAGGAUAGUGGCAGCAAUAAUGGCAAUCACAGGAAUCGUAAUGAUGGCAUAUGCAGAUGGUUUCCAGGGUGAUUCAAUUAUCGGGGUAGCAUAUGCUGUUGGAUCAGCCUCUACAUCUGCAUUAUAUAAGGUUUUGUUCAAGAUGUUUCUUGGCAGUGCAAACUUCGGGGAGGCCGCUCAUUUUGUCUCCACCUUGGGCUUCUUCAAUUUAAUUUUCAUCUCAGUUACCCCCAUCAUACUGUACUUUACCAAAGUGGAGUACUGGUCGCCGUUCUCUGCUGUGCCGUGGGGUUACCUGUGCGGAGUGGCUGGCCUCUGGUUAGCGUUCAACAUUCUGGUUAAUGUUGGCGUCGUGCUUACGUACCCCAUCCUGAUCUCUAUCGGCACGGUGCUCAGCGUCCCUGGCAAUGCAGCUGUAGAUCUCCUGAAGCACAAAAUGAUCUUCAGUGUGGUGAGGCUGGGAGCCACCAUCAUCAUUUGCAUUGGGUUUCUGCUGAUGCUGCUCCCCGAGGAGUGGGAUGAAAUCACCCUGAGGUUCAUCAACAGCUUAAAGGAGAAGAAGAGCGAGGAUCACGCCGACGACAUCACAGACUCCAGCGUACACACGAGAAGCAGAAGUAGAGCUAACGGGACAGUGUCUAUACCACUAGCUUAGGGCUGGUGGACUU